Acytostelium subglobosum LB1 is the source of this 3687-nucleotide messenger RNA. RefSeq lists its product as hypothetical. Lineage: Eukaryota; Evosea; Eumycetozoa; Acytosteliales; Acytosteliaceae. The record is from RefSeq and is a predicted model, not a curated record. The transcript is spliced from 2 exons. Gene Ontology annotation, molecular function: protein binding. Bases 1 to 3687 code for a protein of 1228 amino acids.
AUGUUAAAGUACAAUGCCACCAAACACUUUAUCGACGCGUACAACACUGUCGCCCACAUCUAUCCGUUCAACUGCACAUUGUUGGCAUCGGCCGCACAGUAUAACAAUGCCAUCGCAUUCAAACAUAUAUACAACGUCAAUGACAAAGUGUCAAUGUUCCGCGGCUCGGGCAACCAACUACUGCCAGGAAUCUGUCGACAUGGCAGUGUGGACAUGCUCCAGCUCUAUCUAACCGCCACGGCUCACCACCCGCUGCCCGUCCGCACCAUCCAGUUCCUCCCCUCGGUCAUCGACACGAACAACGUGGAGUUUAUGCGCCUCCUGCUCGAGAACCUGGCCACAUUCGGCGGCUACAUAUCCUUUGUACAUAACGAUAAUGCUGAGAACAAGCCUCGUAGUCAGGGCAUCAGCGUCGCAAUGCUUCGCCUGCUGCAUGAAGAGUUCAACUGCCUGUUUACCGUGGACAGGUUGUGGAUCUUUGUAUUGAUGCGCUGUAUUCAAAGCAACGCGCUCGACUGUGUACAGUACAUGAUCGACCACGUGCCAGACCCAGCACUGAUCGUGGAGGCCGAGCAGCAAGAGUGCAGAGGACUCAAGGAUUGCAUGAAGCAAUGUGGAGCCUCGGGCAACAUUGAGAUAUUCGAACUUCUCAGCCGGUCGAGCAUUGGCGUUCAGUUGCUCAACAAGAUUGCCUUGCGAGAGGUGACACUCAGGUCCAUAUUCACCGCCGCGGCGGACCAUUCACAAGAAGCAGUCAUCAAACAAUUGUGCAAGCUUCAGGAUAGCAAUGGCGUCAACUUGGUCGAAAAUGUAGAGCAGAUGCUGUCCUCGUUCAUUGACGUGGGGAAGGACAGUCUGAAAUUGACUACAAUGGCCGCCAUUCGAAAGGGUGAUAUAUUGGGCGCCGAGUCACUUAUCUCUCAACAUGGCGUACUGGACCUGGAUAUCUGUCGAGAAAUGUCUGCAGAGAUGGCCACGCACUUGUUCAGACCGCGCCAGACUCCAUUGGUGUUUGUCGAGCACUCGCUGAUUCAUUUGGUCCGCUCAGUCGGCAAGACAGGCAGCAGCAUCAUAGCUGAACACGUCUGCAUGUUCCUCGACAAUUGUGGUGUUCAGGAUCCACACAGUGUAAAUGGCGCGAUCAAGUCGGCGGCUGGCUUCUCCGCAGCCGUGAUGGAGAGGAUACACACAAAGCUCAAUUGUGACUACAGCGAGUGGUGUCUGAUGCAGGCGAUGAGGAAGGAGUGUCGCGAGUCAUUGGCCAUCCUCCUCGAGUUCUUUGCCGAUGACUUAUCGGAGUCACCAUCACUCAGACAAUGUGUGUACGAUGUAAUCGCCACAGGACAAUCAAUGGACAUCAUCAAGAUGGUACUCAAUCAUAUGUGCAAGGACGAUCCAAAGGUGUGCAAGUGGGCUGUUCGCCAUCCCUCGCCAGAAAUAUUCAAUCAAACAAUCAACAUGUUCACGAUGGAGCAGCUUAGACCAUGUCUCAUUGGCAUUGUCGAGGUAGCACUCACUAUGGACAAGCCUCAAGUGUUACAAAUACUACAACAACGGCUACUGGAUAAUAAUGAAGUUAUUGUGAUCAGACCCAACCUGGAAACAUUGAAGAUGGUUGUCGAUCGCAAUGCAUAUCAUUCAUUGGAGUACAUAUUCAACAAUUUGAUGGACUUUAACAUAACAUCCAAGUUACAAUGGUUGCGAAUGAUACACAGUAUCCUGGAUCUUGCCUUUGAACAAGGAGCAGUCCGUGCUAUCAACAUAUGCACUGAACGAAUCAAAUCACUACAAGCUGGAGCGGAAAACAACGACAGCCAGGUCAUCAAACUGACAAUGGAUCACAUUGCUGCUGAUCAAGUGAAGCCUGCGAGUCAAGAGUUGGAGACAGCAUUCCAUUUGGUGUUCAGGGACCAAAAGAUGGGCAUGAUGAUCAUGGGACAAAUUGGAGAGAUCUAUGCCUCAUUUGGCGAGGAGUACUCUGAUAGAUUGAUCAUGGGUGCCCGACUACUGGAGAAGGACUCUUUGAUUGAUUACAUUCGUUAUGGCGCCACUGAAUGGUUCCUCAAGGCCUACACACCAAUCUCCAUCUCAAGCACCUACCCCUACAACGAAGGAAUACUCGAGGAUGCAUUCUCCAAGUGUGACACACGAGUGCUCGACGUACUGCUGGCGAACCCCCAAAUGGUGAUCGAUAACACCAAGCUCACUGAUGAGUUUGUUACCAACGCAUCGUCUUGCAGCAACCCGAGAUGGCCGUUGAUCUUGGACCAAUACCUGUCGAUCAUUUGUCAUAAUGGUGCCCCGCUCAAGGUUGGUGGCCACCAGCUAGCAAAGAUCAAACAGCCAGCAUUCCUUCGUCGACUCUUGGAGAUUGGCGCCAAACUCACACCAGUCGAGCACAGCAACAUAUGCUUCCAAAACGUGUUGGAUGCAUGGCUCGACAAGCCAUGGGCGUUGGAGAUGAUGCAGUUGAUGCAGGAGCAUGCGCUACUCGCCGCGUGCCAUUCAUCAUUGUUCCUCUUGGCCAUUGAGCACGACAUCAUGCCGAUUGUCGAGUAUUAUAUUGCGAACCAGAUUACUCUUUUCGACCAUCUACCAUCAUCGCGUGACAUCAUCCAUCACUGCUGCCAGUAUGGGCGCUUGGAGAUAUUCAACCUGUUGCUGCAAUCAUACAUCCCCACUAUGGACUUUGAUCCCAACGAUAGUUGGAAACAAGAAUUUACCUCUGCCGCGAGGAAUGGACGUCUGGACAUGUUUGUAAGAAUGAAUGGACUGUUGUCUCCAUCGCCCUUGCACCGAACAUAUCAGUCGGCCGCACUGGAUGCAGCAUUGGAGCAUGGCAACAUGUCUGUGGUCGACUUCAUCCUCGAUGAGCUGGCCUCACUCCCACCGGUUGCCGACCCAGCGCAAUCAACCUACAUCUCGUACAUCCACUACAGUAUCCUUACACAGCGCCUGUUGGAGAGACUGAUGGCGCACCAGCACAUUGUGCUCAAGCUGGACAGGAUCACAAUGGAAUGCAUCCACAACGAUCGUAUUGACACGAUACUUGAUGGACAACCACUCACCCUGGACUACAGUGAUGAUGAUGUUGGCGCCAGUAUCCAACCACAAGCAGAUGACGAUGAUGCAUCAAAGGUAUGCACAUCAGUUGAGUUCACAAGACGUAUACGUAAUAAGAUCAAUCAGGGUGAUAUCGAGGCUUUGGACAAGCUGAUCGAGCAGGCCAAAGACACAAAGUUCGAUCUCGACGAUAUCAUACCGAUGGAGAUUUCCAACUUGUCGGUGCUCUCACAUCUGAUGGACACUCUGGACUAUCUCAACGUGGAUGACCAAUCCAAUGCAUUGGUUCGCUUGGUGGACUGGGCGUGCAGCAUGGGUCACCUGGACAUCGUUCGUCAUAUCCAUCAACAAUGCAAGACAACCAAACAACUUCAAAGACAUCUACCAUCCACUCAUUACAUAAUUGAUGCAGUCAGUAAUAACCAUCACAAGGUCAUCAGUUAUCUAUUCGAGUUGGACAAUGAUAACAUAUCUCCUCCAUUCAAAAGAGUUGUCUUGGACAAUGACUCAAAGAGUAUUAUACGAUUACUCAAUGCCAUGCGACACGCAGCCUGCUUUGAUGGACAUAUUAAGAUCAUCAACAUGUGUGACCGACUCUUGGGUUCACUUCAAACAAAGAGAUAG